Mobula hypostoma (lesser devil ray) is the source of this 1314-nucleotide messenger RNA. Its product is annotated as postacrosomal sheath WW domain-binding protein-like. Gene Ontology annotation, cellular component: nucleus. The record is from RefSeq and is a predicted model, not a curated record. The coding region runs from base 1 to 1314 and encodes 437 amino acids. Gene Ontology annotation, molecular function: chromatin DNA binding; transcription coactivator activity. The transcript is spliced from 12 exons. Gene Ontology annotation, biological process: positive regulation of DNA-templated transcription. Lineage: Eukaryota; Metazoa; Chordata; Chondrichthyes; Myliobatiformes; Myliobatidae.
AUGGUCCUGGGUCAAUACCCAGAGCCUGUGAAAGUCCGCAAGGCAAAACAGAAGAUUGAAGUCCAGAGCCUGGUUAAUCCAGAGGUAGAGGCCGUCAGGUCAAUGUCUAGAGCUCACAUCCUGUUGAAUUAUAAAAAUGUCCAUCUGACAUUCCACGAUCUGAAGCCAAUCCCUGAUAUGAUGAAAGGCAAAAUUAAAGGAGAGGUACUUCUUACUCAGUCGAGGGUGAUAUUCCUGGCAAAAGAUCAGUCCAAACCACUGACAUCUUUCUCAAUGCCAUUUCAUCUCAUUCGAGAACUUUCCGUUGAACAGGGUAUCUUCUCUGCCAAUUACAUCAAGGGAAAAAUUAGUGCUCAGUCUGAAGGUGGCUGGGAAGGAACAGCAACAUUCAAAUUGACCUUUUAUUCAGGAGGAGCCAUCGAAUUUGGCAAAGCAGCUGCACGAGUGGCCAAGUAUGAGUCAAGAGGCCAAUCACCUCACCAUCCUGUGGUCUAUGCUUAUGAAACAAUUCAUGUGAUACCAUUAAGAAGCAGAAGCAUUUCUAGGCUUUCUGGUCCAAUUAUAGAUGAGAGGACAAAUUAUGCAUAUGUUCUUGGGCCACCAGCUCCACCAGGUCGUUAUAAUGUACCAGCUGCCUUUCAGUAUGGAUUUCCACCUCCAGUGUACUAUGGUCAGUAUGGAUAUCCACCUCCUUACCUUCCUCCAGCUGGAACACCAGGCAUUCCUCCUGUGAAUACUGGUUUCGCACUGCCAGCCAACACUGGUUACACAUUGUCCCCUCCUAUGAACUCUGCAACCAGAAGAGCAGACAUUCCUCCUGUGAAUACUGGUUUCACGUCACCAGCCAACACUGGAUAUACAUCAUCCCUUCCUACGCCCUCUGCAACCAGUACAGCAGCUAUUCAAACAUUCAGUUAUGUGUCAUCUUCACCAAACGAUCUGGUUACUGGUACUUCAUCAAUGCCAACAUCAAGUGACUUCAAUCCACCCAUUUCUUCAAUGCAAAACGUUCCUCCCUGGCGCACAACCAUCGAGGAGCCCCAACACAUUUCUCUUACCGCUGAACCACCAGGUGAUUUUAACCCAUCUAUUUCUUCACUGCGAAACUAUUAUGCACCUCUGUGGCAUUCAACCAUCGAGGACCCUCCACAGGUUUCUCCUGCAGCCGAACCGCCAGUGCCCCCUAAUUUUGGACUCCUCUACCCUGGGGAAAAGACUAUGACCUUCCAGCUUAUCCAUACCCCUCAAGAUUUUAUAAACGUCGGUGAGGCCGACCCUCAUAUUCUUGCAUCCCUGAGAAUGAAGAUCCAGUGA